UUCGACACUCCCCGGAAUGAGAGUUCUGGGUGUGUGUGCGCUGCUCUUGGCACUGCUUGCCAGUUGCCAGGGCUACAACAGCUUCAGAAGCAGUUAUCGGACCAGUUCCUCAUCCUCAUUUGGUAAUGGACAAUCGCAAGCUCUGCUACAGCCAACUAUACAGCUCAGUACCUGGGGUGAAAUUCAUAAGGUUGAGGUGAGGGAAUUUGCUAAUCGCUUGACUGAGGAAUAUAAUGCGAUGUCCUCUGGAGGCAGCAACAGUCUGGGACACUCCUUCAACUGGAGCCCAAAUAUUCAGCAGUUAAGUGGAAAAAGUGCCAGCGAGUUGGAUGCAUUGUGUUUCCAGACUAGUCAGAAGUUGGUAAAUGAUAUGCGCCAAGGACUCAUAAGCUAUUCCAAUAUUGUGCAGCCAAUGUUCUUCGAUGCGAAGGCAGAAGAAGUUCUACAGCGAUAUGCCAGUGAAGGAGGAGGAAGUCUACAGCAGACGGUGGACCUUAAUCCCUUCCAUCCGGUCGAUUUGAGUGGCUUUGAUGAGGUGAAGAACUACGCGUAUCCGGCUGAGGUGAAGGUCAUCGAUGGCAAAACUUAUGUGGUGCAUCGCAACUGCACAGAGGCUACAAAAAUAACAAACAAUGUUGGCCAGGUUACCCAUGGAUACCAUGUUCAGCAGCCAAUGUCUCCGACCAGUGUCACCUCAACUGUGACACAGAGAGAAAAUCUGCAGAAUUGGAUUCGACAGCGUAUGGAGCCAACAGUAAUGGGAUACAGAUCUAUUGUCAAUGUCGAUGAUAGUCGAGGUGCCGCAUUUAAUGCCCCAUCCUACAGUCAGAUUAGUGCAGUUCCCACCUUCAACCAGGUGAGCUCGCCCAGCUCGAGUUCCUCGGUGACAGUUAGUCGUUUGAAUAAGAUGAUUACAACACACCCGGAUGGUACGAGCUCUAUAGAUGGCUCAGAGUCUCAGCAACGUUGGGUGGAUGGGAAACUCGUCUACGAUAAUCAGCGACCCUUUGGCCAAUCCACGGUGCCACGUGACGAGCAAUGGAAGCGGGAGGAGCGUGAACACUUCUUCUGGUAUUUGACAUCCCGGCAAAGCUUGGAGAGCUGGCAGCAUCAGCAGGAGGAUCGUCUGCUUGGAGUGGUUCAUCGUUAUCACACCACUUUGCCAAACUUGCAUGAGUUCCAUCGCCGGGAGCUGGCGCGUUAUCAUGCGUUGUUGGGUCAGUAUCAGUCACAGGUUCAGGAUGCCAACAGUUGGCAGCGACAGGAGCGCGGUCGUCUCGACUGGCUCAUCCAUCAGAAUAGCCUGACGACUCAGGAGUUCGAUCGCUGGCAGCGCGAGAAUAACGAUAAGUUGCGUCAGCUGGCACAGAAGUAUGGUGUCCAGCAGGAUGAACUGCAGCAGUGGCAACGUCAGGAACUGCAGCGUCUCUACGUGCACUUUAACCACGUCAACGACUCCCUUGGUCCCAGUCAUCAAACUCACAUUCCAUCUACAAGCAUACCCGACUCCAGUUCGUUGAUUGCCGACAAUGCCCAGGAGCAACAGCGUCUGGAUGAUCUCAUUCGUCAGCACAAUGCGACAAUUGCCCAGCUGCAGAACUCGAUACGCACCGAUCAGCAGCGCCUGAAGGAUCUGUCGAUCAAGUAUCAGGGUGACAUGCAGAGCCAGACACAGUGGCUACGUGGGGAAGUGGCACGCAUCGGUGAUUUGAUCAAGGAGCAAAAUGAGCAGGUGACCAGGUUGAGUACCUGGCAGACCUCGGAGCGUGCUCGCCUCGAGUCCAUGCUGAAGGAACAUCGCGGCAGCUUGACCGGUCUGCAGCAACAGAUGGCCCAGGAUCGCAGCUAUGUCCAGAAUCUGGCGGCCCAAUAUCGUGUGGGAGUCGAUGAGCUGGAGAAAUGGCAGCGUGAGGAGCUGCAGCGAUUGCAGCUGGUUGGACAACAGCAGCUGGAGAAUCACAUCAAGGAUUGGCAGUCAGCAGUCAGCACAAGUCUGCGCAACAUCAUUGCACAGAAUCAACUCACCAUCGAGCAGUUCCAGAGCUCAAUUAUCAAUGAUCGUGCCCAACUGGAGCAGUUUGCACGGACUUACAAGGUGCGCGUGGAUGAGAUUGAAUCGUGGAUCAAGAGCGAGUUCAACAAAUUCAAGUCCGAGGGUCUACUCAAGGAUGUGCAACAGGAGCUGGUCACAUGGCAGCAACGGGAACGCGAGAGACUCGAGACUCUGGUGCAGCACAACUCGUUGACUGUGGAUCAACUGGAGUCGAAGAUCAAGAAGGAUCAGUCGCAUUUCUUUGAGCUGGCCAACACAUAUCAGGUGCAAGUGACGGACAUUCAGGAUUGGUUGAAGCAGGAGCUGCAGCGUCUGCAAAACGAGGGUCUACUCAAGGUUGAGGCACUCAAGGAUUGGCAGCUGGCCGAACGUCAGCAGAUCUCCAAGCUGGUUCAACAGAACAAGUAUUCCACUGAUGAGUUUGAGAGGAAACUCUUGGCCGACCGUGCUCGCCUUAACGAUCUAUCCAAGACCUAUAAUGUCCAGGUAUCUGAGAUCGAGCAAUGGAUUCAAUCCGAGGGCGAUCGUCUGCAGCGUGAGGGACAAUUACACAUGGAGACGCAGCUCAAUAAUUGGCAGAAGAUUGAACGUCAACGUCUUUUGGAUCUGAUCAACAAGAACGAUCUGUCCAUUGAGGAUCUCGAGAAGAAGAUCAGCAAGGAUCAGACUCAUCUCUAUAGUCUGGCCCAACAGAAUCAAGUGCGCGUCGAAGAGAUCGAGCAAUGGAUCCAGCAGCAGAUCGAGAAACUCAAGAAGGAUGGCCUGCUCGAGAUGCAGAGACUGCAGAACUGGCAACAGGAAUGGCGUGGCAAUCUGACCAACAUGGUACAGGAGCGAGACUACACUGUCGAGGAGUUCCACAAGUGGUUGCUGCAGGAUCGUGCUCGUCUCCAGAGCCUGGCCAUGCAGCAUAAUGUCCAGAUCGAGGAAAUCGAACAGUUUGUCAAGAAGGAGGAGCAUCGCUUCAUCGAGAUGGGUUUGCUUAAGCCAAGCGAACGUCUGACCAACUGGCAGGAAGUGGAGCGUCUGCAUCUGAAGAAUCUGGCACAGCAGCAAUACAAAUCCACUGAACAACUGGAAGCCCGUCUGCGUCAGGAUCGUGAGUUACUCGAGAAAUUGGCUCGCCAGUACAGCGUGCAGGUGGAGGAGAUCGAGAGCUGGAUGAAACAGGAACUUGCUCGUAUGCGGGACGAGGGUCAACUGCAGAUCGACAAUCUCACCUCGUGGCAAUUGGCGGAGCGUGAACGUCUCGAGACGCUGAUCAAGCAGAACAAACAAUGGAACGCCGAGGAUCUUCAAGCCGAACUGCGUAACGAUCGUGAACACAUGCAGACCAUGGCCUUCCAGUAUCACACAUCUGUGGAGGAGAUCGAACGCUGGGUGCAGUCCGAGAUCGAGCGUCUCAAGCAGCAGGGCAAGCUCAACAUCGAGAAGUUGACGGCGUGGCAACAAACCGAACAACAGCGUAUUCUCAACCUGCUUCAAUCCCAGUCCAACAUAACGUUGGAUCAGUUCCAGGCGAAGGUACAAAACGAUCGCAGCUUCCUGCUCAAUCUGGCGGAUCAGCAUCAUGUAAGCGUCAUGGAGAUUGAAUCGUAUGUGACGCAAGUGAUCGAAGAUCUGCAUAAGAAGGGCAAGUUUGAGGUCGAACAGUUGCAGUCGUGGCAGUUGGUGGAACGUGAUUACAUCAAGUCCAUGAUAGCCGAGUAUAAGAAUGGACUGUCCACGGAAGAGUAUGAACGGAAGUUGCUUGCCGAUCGGGCGCAUCUCAAUCAAUUGGCGGAACAGUAUCGUCUGAAUGUGGAGCAAAUCGAGGAGUGGAUGAUUGCCGAACUCAAGCGUCUCAGAGGCAACACGGAGGCAUCGCUAAAGACUCUGAGUGCUUGGCAGGUGUCGGAGCUGGAACGCCUGCAGAGUCUGGUGAAGGAGCAGACCCAUCUCACCUAUGUGGAGUUCGAAAUGGAACUGCAAAAGGAGCGCGAACGCCUCCAGAGCCUGGCCAAUCAAUAUUCCGUCAAUGUGGAAGAGAUUGAGCAAUGGCUGCGCCAGCAACUCAUCAAUCUGAAGACAACGGGCAAUGCCAAGGUCGAGAAUCUAACGAAAUGGCAGAUUGCCGAACAGGAGCGUCUUAUUGAGUUACUUUUGAAGCAUCAACAGGAUGGCAGCUACGAUGAAGUUGAACGUGAACUGACCAAGGAUCAUCAACGUCUCCAGAGUCUGUCGCAAACGAAUCAUGUGAGCAUCGAUCAGGUGGACAAUUGGCUGCGUGAAGAACUGAAUCGUCUGCAGAACUCAGGACUUGUCGAGUUCCAGAAGCAAACCCAAUGGCAGCAACAGAUCAGCAGUGGCUUCAACAACUGGCUCAAGCAGCAACGGGAUUCAACAAGCUAUCAGGAGUUUGUGGAGUUUUUGAAGCGCGAUAAGGCGCGUCUCAAUGGCAUCGCCAGCGAUUAUCAUUUGACUGUGGAGCAGGUUGAGGAAUGGGUUAAUAAGGAGACAGCAAGACUUUCGCUGAUUGGGUCGAUUGAGAAGCCACAGGAUAGCGUUAGCUAUGAGCAGAUUAACAUCUGGAACCAACAAAGCGCCUCUCAGCCAUGGCAGAAGUACUUGACAAACCGCCUUCGCAUUGAGACGAAUCUCAAGCCCAUGACCUGGCAGGAAUUCGAGCUGUACUUGGUACGCGAUCGUCCGGCCCAUGAGCGUUUGGCCCAGCAGUACCACAUCACCGUGGAGGAUAUACAUCUGUGGCUUCGGGACUCAGCCAGGCAGCUGGCCAAGGAGGGUCUCGUCACUGGCUCUUUGACCGUCGAGGAAUGGCAGCUUAAGGAGCAACAAUAUAUACAGAAUCUGAUCGAUCAACAAUUGAGCCGACGUCAGAAGUGGACCAUUGAGGAGCUACAGCUGAAGCUGCUCAACGACCAGCAGCAUAUGUUGGAUGUGAUGCAUCAAUAUCGAAUAAGCAUGGAAGAACUCAAAGUCUGGUACAACAAUGAGCUCAAGCGUCUGUUGGAUUUGCGUAGGAUUGAGCAAGGAUUCGGCUUGCAGUGGCAGACAAAGGAAUUGGAACGCAUCUACCAGACCGUCGUCCGACAUCCCAUCAACAUUAAUGCGUUGGAGCAGCUUCUGUUGCGCGAUGUGAACACCCUGGCGCCACAAUACCAUGUCAGCGUUGAGGAACUGCGUGUGUUUAUCCACGAGAAGCUACAGAGGUUGUCGGACAUGGGUCUCAUUGUGGAUGGCACCGCUGUGGGCAUCGAUUGGAAGGCGCAGGAACGUCUGCGUUUGCGUCAGAUUGGCGCCAGCGUUAUCAUCACCAGCAAGGAGCUCCUGGAGCACAUCUCCGCGGACAACAGCUAUCAGAAUGACUUAACUCGUCUCUAUGGCGUCAGUCUGCAACAAUUGGCGCCGGUUCAGCGCAUUAAUGUGGACAAAAUGGCCCAGGAACAUCUGCUCGAGCAGCGUAACCUCAUUGUGCUCACCUCCUGGCAGCAGAAGGAACGAGAUCGUCUCUACGAAUUCAUUGGCACCCAGAACAUGACACUGCGUCAGCUGCGCGAUUGGCAGCGUCAGGAUGAGGAGAAGCUUCAGAGAUUGGCCCAACAAUAUCUGAUUUCUCUGCAGGAGUUGAAGGCGUGGCAGCUCAAAGAGUUCGAACGCAUCAUGGCCGUCGCUCGUUACUAUGGCAUGACUCUAACCGAGCUCCAGAAAUUCCGCGAUGAUGAACUCCAGUAUCUGACCUACUUGAAUCAUCGCAAAAUCUUGAAGCCAACGGAGUCUCAGAGCUAUGAGUCCAAGCAGCAAUGGAGAUUGCAGCAGCUGCAAUCCAAGUACAGUAAAUACGGUCAGGAGUUGAGCAUGUGGCGACGCAUCUUGUACCUGCUCAGCCAGGGAUUGAUUAAUCUGCCCGUCAACAACAACAACAACAACAACGGUGGUUACAUUGUGGAUCCGGGCAAAGCCGGUGCCACGGCAGUGAAUAAACCCACUUUCUCCAAGGAUCGCGGCGAUCAACCUCCUCAUGUCUAUGAGGAGAACGACAAUGAAGAUGACGAGCCUGGUCUAGAGGGUGAAACAAAGUCUCCUUUGCCACAGCCACUGCCUCAGCCCAUGCCCGUAGCAUCCACUCCAGCUCCUCUGUCAUAUCAACUUAAUUCUCCAAGUGGAGGCUUUGAAUAUCGUCGCCAAGAUUACACCAUCAAUGUGCCUGUGGGCACUGCAUCUGCCUCGGCCAGCGGUGGACCAACUGGAUCCUCGGCCAGUGCCAGUGCCAAGCUGAGCAAAUGGAGUCGGGCGGCAGGCGAGGAGCCAGACUUCGGACAACAGCAGCAGGUGGAUCUGAGCUGGAGUGAGGAUCAACUGGAUGGUGGACAGCAGCAGCAGCAGGAGGAGAAAUUCGAUUGGAAUGCCAACUACAAUGAUGGUGGCCAACAGCAGCAACAAUUGCUUGACAAUCAACAGGAACAGGACUUGGGACAAGUGCAGGUUGAGGAUUUGACGGGUCAAGGUUAUGGUUCUCAGUAUGGUCAAAUGCACCAAGCAAAACCAGUUGAAGCUACGACGCAACCCAGCUUUUUUGGUAAAAUUAAGAAUAAAUUUACCGACAUCGUCGGUUAGAAUUCAAAACGAAAAACUGCCAUUAAAACAAAAGGAAACACCAAAAAAAAAAAAAGAAAACGAAUUCACAAAUGGGAACGCACAAAAAAAAUUCUACAAACGUUUCUUUAAUCUGUUAGUUAAGUCUUAAAGGAAAUGUUGUAAGUUUUGUUUGUUUGUUUGUUUUUGUGGAUGGGGUCACAGUUGACCGCAUCUACUACUACUAAAUAUACAUAGAUACAUAUAUGUGUAAUACUCGCUCUAUAAGAACCUACCUUUGUAUUUUGUUUUGCAUUUUUUGUCUAAUAAACUUUGAAAAUAUAUAAUUAGCAACUGUA
Drosophila innubila is the source of this 6984-nucleotide messenger RNA. RefSeq names its product tiggrin. The coding region runs from base 17 to 6667 and encodes 2216 amino acids. Lineage: Eukaryota; Metazoa; Arthropoda; Insecta; Diptera; Drosophilidae. The record is from RefSeq and is a predicted model, not a curated record. The transcript is spliced from 4 exons.